AGGCGCUUCUCCCUCCGCGUUGUUCUCCGGCCUGCUGGCCCUUUUCUCGUGCGCGAUGGCGUCGCGAGACCUUGUUAGGCCGGCGCUGCCUCCGCAUUUGGCCUGCUCCGCCGCCGAGGCAGACCCCGACGGAGACCUCGGCCAGGUUGCAGGGCCAGCAUUACCUCCAGGCUAUAAAAGUAACCAAGAAAGACAUGGGUGUGACAAGGAAUGCACCUCUUCUCACGUACCCAAAGAAAUGGUUUGGGAUUCUGAAGAUGACGAAGAUUCAAGUCCCAUACCCAGAAAGCAGAAGAGAGAUCAGGAAGAAGACGAUGAUGGAUUCUUUGGGCCUGCUCUUCCUCCUGGGUUUAAAAAACAAGAUGUAUCUCCAGAAAGGCCCAUUAUAGGUCCAGCUUUACCACCUGGCUUUAAGAAGCUAUCAGAAGAUGCUGAAGAAAACAGUCAUUACACAUCUCAGGCUACGGAUAGUAGUGAAGAGGAUGAAACCAUGAUUGGCCCAGUACCUGCCGAAGGGCCAAUAGAAUCCAGCACAGCUGCAGAGAUUGAACAUCGAGCUCAGAGAAUGAAAGAGAAACUUCUUGGUCAAGAUGAUGAUGGGUCCAAACAAGUUAAAAGAGAGUCUUGGAUGACCGAUCUUCCACCAGAACUCAAAAGCUUUGGACUUGGUCCACGAGCGUUCAAAAGAAGAGCUGAUGAUAAAUCAGGCGAUAGAUCGGUUUGGACUGAUACUCCAGCUGAUAGAGAAAAGAGAGCAAAAGAACCGAAAGAUGCCAAAAAAUCCAUCAGUAAGGAUGAUGCAGAAAUUCUCCUGUCAGAGAGAGACAAGAGGUUGGUUGAGCAGUUGUCCACCUACAAUGACUCGCAGCGAUCUGAAUCUCUUAUGGACAUGCACCAGAAAAAAAUAAAGAGCAAAGUUGGUGAUGAGAAAAAUAAACCCCAGGAGAGAAGGCCAUUUGACCGUGACCAGGAUCUUCAAGUGCAUCGGUUUGAUGAAGCACAAAAGAGAGCUCUCAUAAAGAAAUCUAGAGACUUGAACACUAGAUUUUCCCAUGGCAAAUGCAAUAUGUUCCUGUAAUUUAAGCAUGUGAUUUUAUUGAAGCAUAGUUGAUUUCUGUUAAACAUCAAGUAGUGCUAUAUAAUAAAACACCUUUGUAUAUACAUGUAUGAAAAAUAAAUUUCCUUUAAAUCAGAA
Messenger RNA from Elgaria multicarinata webbii, 1195 nucleotides. RefSeq names its product GPALPP motifs containing 1 (gene GPALPP1). Lineage: Eukaryota; Metazoa; Chordata; Lepidosauria; Squamata; Anguidae. The transcript is spliced from 8 exons. The coding region runs from base 56 to 1078 and encodes 340 amino acids. The record is from RefSeq and is a predicted model, not a curated record.